Messenger RNA from Paramecium tetraurelia, 741 nucleotides. RefSeq lists its product as uncharacterized. The record is from RefSeq and is a predicted model, not a curated record. NCBI's taxonomy places the organism in Eukaryota, Ciliophora, Oligohymenophorea, Peniculida, Parameciidae. The transcript has a single exon.
AUGCUAUCCAACAAUUAUAUACAUAGCUUCAAAAACAAUAUAUCAGAGUAUUUCAAUGAUUAAGAAGAUUCUAAUUUAUAUUUACCUCGUUUCAAGUUAGUUAAAGAAUUUAGCAAGGACGUAAAGAAUAUAUCAUCAUUUGUUCCCUUCAUUAGAGAAAGGGAUCAGAUGAAUCGUUUAGUAAGGAUCAAUUCAGAAAAAUAAAGAUAUCAUACAGAUCAUUCUCGAUCACCAACAAAUUAACAUCAUACUCCAGAUGGUCAUUGGCAUUUCAAUAAACAUUACAUAUUACCAGAGAAGAGAAAAAAACCCAAUUUGAAAUUCAAUUAUUAAAUAAGGGUUGAACCUAAAAUUGAAUAGCCUUCUUAAAGAAUCGAUAGUAAACCAUAUUUAAUAGAAGAAACUAUUAAACCUAUGCAAUUAAAAUAAAAAAUUUAGUUUUUUUAACGCAAUAAUCUAAAAGCUAAGACCAAAAAAUUAUUGAAUUUAAAUAACUAGAAUUAAUCAACUGAUGAACCGAAGAAAAUCUAAAUUCAAGUUCCUACAGAUGUCCUAUAACCAUACAUCAACCAUGAAAUGGAAUAAAUGAAACAAGAUCUAUUUUUUAAAGUAGACAUGGAUUAUCAUUUCCCAAGUGAUUUAACAGACAAGCUUAUUUAAUAGAAAUAGUAACUAUAUUAAUUAAUUAGUUUAGACAUAUUGAGAAAUUAAAAAGAAGAUUAAAAGAAUGGGGUGAAAUGA